AUGGGCAACGCAAAAUCAGUCGACCUCAAGGAAAAAGCGGAUGAAGCUGCAAAACGUAAACAAAAAGUUAGCCAGAGUGAUAGAAAAAUCUCACCAAACAACAAAAAAGCAUCCAGAGCUUCGAUGUCAUCACAAGGCAACCGAAAACCAAUCCUAACUACUGGUCAAAGAGGAAUUAUCAAGUAUUGUAUCGAUAAUGCCAAGGAUGAUAUAGCUGAUCGAAUCAUACGGCGUGCAAUAGAGAAAAAGGACGAUUUCAAAGCAUUUUUGGAUAAUCUACCUAGGUCGCAACGCUCAGAAGUCUCCGAUGCAUUGCGAGUGUUUCUCAAUGCUGUGUGCGACAAUCUUACUGAUUCAGAUGAAGUUCAAAGGCUAUCCGAAGAGUUUGGUGCAUCACACGUUCCAUUCCGAUCAAGUGGAUUCAAGCCUGAUUUCUUUGCAUGCACAGCCGAUGCGGUGACUACGGAAUGCACAUUCUUAGACCAAGCUACACAUACACCUAGUGAAACGGCUGGAUCUUGGUCAAUUCUUACCACAUUCGUCUUCUCAGCCGUACGUGACGGCUAUUAUGCAGAACUAAGACGGCAGCGUAAAACUAGUAAUGCAUUCCGUAACCGACCGUCUGUUGACGUCAGUUCCGACGGAAGCCUUAUGGAUGGCAGUAGUAGAAGAUCUGUUUCCCCAACAUCCGAUGAUAUGUCGCAAAGUGUACCAAAAGAAAACACGAACUUCCUUUUGCCUCCUACUGUAUAUUGAUUUAUUGAUUACUGUAUCGUUGAUUAUUUUUCUUCGCUUUUUGAAUUAUAUUGAA
Molecule: messenger RNA, 811 nt
Organism: Cylicocyclus nassatus
Lineage: Eukaryota; Metazoa; Nematoda; Chromadorea; Rhabditida; Strongylidae
Source: the annotation of a GenBank genome assembly